AUGGGGGCCCUAGGGAAUCCUGAGGGCUCAAGGGAGCAGCUGGAGUCAGGAGCAGGAAGAAGACCAAAAUGCUUCUCGCUUCACCUCGGAAUCCUUCCCCUCACAGUGUUCCUCUUGGUCUUCUUUGGCUAUGGGUUCCUGAGCCAAAGAAGUCAGAAAUCGAGAGAACCAGGAGCUGUGACUAGGAUGGUCUACGCUCAGCCAAAGGUGCUAACACCCAGUAGAGAAGAUGUCCUUGUCUUGACUCCGUGGCUGGCUCCCAUCAUCUGGGAGGGGACCUUCAACAUUGACAUCCUGAAUGAGCAGUUCAGGCUUCUGAACACCACCAUUGGACUGACAGUGUUUGCCAUCAAAAAGUAUGUGGUGUUCCUGAAACUGUUCCUGGAGACAGCAGAGCAGCACUUCAUGGUGGGACACAAGGUCAUCUACUAUGUCUUCACUGACCGUCCUGCCGAGGUGCCGCAGGUGCCCCUGGGGGCAGGACGGAAGCUGGUGGUCCUGACUGUGCGCAACUACUCCCGCUGGCAGGAUGUGUCCAUGCACAGGAUGGAGAUGAUCAGCAACUUCUCCGAGCGGCGCUUUCUGCAGGAGGUGGAUUACCUGGUGUGUGCAGAUGUGGACAUGAAGUUCCAAGACCACGUGGGUGUGGAGAUUCUCUCAGCACUCUUCGGUACCCUGCAUCCUGGCUUCUACAGAAGCAGCCGAGAGGCCUUUACUUACGAGCGCCGGCCGAAGUCCCGGGCCUACAUUCCCUGGGAUAAGGGCGACUUUUAUUACAUGGGGGCCUUCUUUGGGGGGUCAGUGGUGGAGGUAUACCAUCUCACCAAGGCCUGCCAUCAGGCUAUAGUGGAGGACAAGGCCAAUGGCAUCGAGGCCGUGUGGCAUGAUGAGAGUCAUCUGAACAAGUACCUGCUGUACCACAAGCCUACAAAGGUGCUGUCCCCGGAGUACAUGUGGGACCAGCAGCUUCUGGGCUGGCCCUCCAUCAUGAAGAAGCUGAGAUAUGUGACUGUGCCCAAGAACCAUCAGGCAAUCAGGAACCGAUAGCUGAAUUCCUGUUGGAGAGGCCAGGCUUAUAUCCAGGGUCACUCCAGGCUGUGUGGAACUGGGAAGAUUUGAGAGACAUUUAUGAAGUGUCGCCAUCUACCCCACUUCAGGGUCUAGCAGGCCCAGUACCACUUGUCUUACCCUACACUGAGCCCCUGGAGUGGCAGCCACCCUCACCUCCCACUGUGUCUCUA
Messenger RNA from Microtus ochrogaster (prairie vole), 1241 nucleotides. Its product is annotated as histo-blood group ABO system transferase-like. Gene Ontology annotation, biological process: carbohydrate metabolic process. The transcript has 6 exons. Gene Ontology annotation, cellular component: vesicle; membrane; Golgi apparatus. Gene Ontology annotation, molecular function: glycoprotein-fucosylgalactoside alpha-N-acetylgalactosaminyltransferase activity. Bases 1 to 1047 code for a protein of 348 amino acids. The record is from RefSeq and is a predicted model, not a curated record. Lineage: Eukaryota; Metazoa; Chordata; Mammalia; Rodentia; Cricetidae.